Chiroxiphia lanceolata (lance-tailed manakin) is the source of this 2523-nucleotide messenger RNA. RefSeq names its product natriuretic peptide receptor 3 (gene NPR3). The record is from RefSeq and is a predicted model, not a curated record. Gene Ontology annotation, biological process: regulation of blood pressure; vasodilation. Gene Ontology annotation, cellular component: membrane. NCBI's taxonomy places the organism in Eukaryota, Metazoa, Chordata, Aves, Passeriformes, Pipridae. Gene Ontology annotation, molecular function: natriuretic peptide receptor activity; peptide hormone binding. The transcript is spliced from 8 exons. Bases 1 to 1563 code for a protein of 520 amino acids.
AUGCCGCCCUGGCUGCUCGGCAGCCUCUGCUGCGUCCUGGCCGCGCGGGCGGCGCUGGGCGGCGGCUCCGCGGGCGCGGAGGAGGAGGAGGAGGAGAAGCUGAUCCGGGUGCUGGUGCUGCUGCCGCAGGACGACGCCUACCUCUUCUCGCUGGGGCGGGUGCGCCCGGCCAUCGAGUACGCGGUGCGGAGCCUGCGGGAGAGCGGCGCGGGUCUGCCGCCCGGCUACGCCUUCCAGCUCACCUACGAGGACUCGGCGUGCGGCAACCGCGCCCUGUUCAGCCUGGUGGACAUGGUGGCCCUGCAGCGCCGCCGCCCCGACCUGCUGCUGGGGCCCGUGUGCGAGUACGCGGCGGCGCCGGUGGCGCGGCUGGCGGCGCACUGGGACGUGCCGAUGCUGUCGGCGGGCGCGCUGGCCGCGGGCUUCGGCGCCAAGGCCGGCGAGUACUCGCACCUCACCCGCGUGGCCCCCGCCUACGCCAAGAUGGGCGAGAUGCUGCUGGCCCUCUUCCGCCACCACCAGUGGAACCGGGCCACGCUGCUCUACAGCGACAGCAACCCCGAGCGCAGCUGCUACUUCGCCAUGGAGGGCGUCCAUGUGGUCUUCCAGGAGGAAGCCUUCCACAUGGCCGUGCACAGCUUCGACGAGACCAGCCGCCACCUCGACCUCGACGACGUCGUCCGCGCUCUCCAGACCGGCGAGAGGGUUGUAAUCAUGUGUGCCAGUGGUGACACUAUCAGGAACAUCAUGUUGGCUGCUCAUCGGCAAGGAAUGACCAACGGGGACUACGCUUUCUUCAACAUUGAACUCUUCAACAGCUCAUCAUAUGGAAAUGGUUCUUGGAGAAGAGGAGACAAACAUGACCUUGAAGCCAAGAAAGCAUACUCGUACCUCCAGACUGUCACUCUGCUGAGGACCGUGAAGCCUGAGUUUGAGAAGUUUUCCCUGGAGGUGAAAAGUUCUGUUCAGAAGCAAGGUCUUCAUGAGGAUGACUAUGUGAACAUGUUUGUGGAAGGAUUCCAUGACGCUAUUCUUCUUUAUGCUCUAGCUUUACGGGAAGUCCUGAAGUUUGGUUUCACUAAGAAAGAUGGGGAAAAAAUCGUUCAGCAAACACGGAACAGAACAUAUGAAGGCAUUGCAGGGCAGGUGUCCAUUGAUGCCAAUGGAGACAGAUACGGGGAUUUCUCUGUGAUUGGAAUGACAGACCCAGAGGCAGGCACACAGGAGGUGAUCGGGGACUACUAUGGAAAGCAGGGGCGUUUUGAGAUUCGAUCAAAUGUGAAAUACCCUUGGAAUCAUGGCAGGCUGCGGCUAGAUGAAAGCCGAGUUUCAGAGCACACAAACAAUACACCGUGUAAAUCAUCAGGUGGUCUAGGAGAAUCAGCAGUUACAGGAAUAGUUGUGGGCGCCUUGCUUGGAGCAGGAUUGCUAAUGGCUUUUUACUUUUUCAGAAAGAAAUACAGAAUAACUAUUGAGAGGCGAACUCGACAGGAGGACUGUAACAUGGGGAAACAUCGGCAGUUACGUGAAGACUCCAUUAGAUCUCAUUUUUCUACUGCAUAAAGAAGAGGAAAAAGAAUCCCAUUCUUCCUAGGGAAAAAAAAAAUAAUUAGGGAAAAGGACACAACCAAAGACAUCAGUGUAAAAAGAAGAGGCUCUUGAAGAACAUACUCUUUUAAGCAGUAGUUUUGUCUUAAUUUCUUUCAGAAGCUCAGGAAUGAUUUACUAAUCACAUUAUGCCGCAUGGCCUUUCAUCUCAUGAAAAAAGAAAAUUAUGCGGUUUGAUGUUAUAGGGUGUACUUAAUAUGUAAAGACAGUAUUUCUUAAAGCAUGUAUUGAGGGCAGCAGAUCUGGGUUUAGUUGAUGGGGAAUGCCUCAUUGUGUUCCUUUUUUUUUUUUUUUUUUUUAGCUUCCACCACCUCCUUCCAUAAUUGCAUCUCACCCAUGGGUGUCAGAUAUGGUUUCACAGGCACAGGUGCUGGUUGCUGUCAAAAGGAAAAAAAAGAGAUUUAUUUGGGGUAUGAUCCUGCAUCACUGAAUCACUGCCAUUGGUUAUAGGGGAUAUAAGAUUUGGUGUACGGAGUUUAGUUCUGGGAGAGAACUGGCACUUGGGUCUAAUCAACUCCACUGAAAAAGGCAGGUGGAAACACACACAAUUCUUUCCUUGUUUGUGUGGUAUCACAAUCAAAAGCACUGUUUCUCCCUCUUAAAUGCUGGGAGUUACGAAAGUCUCCAGUGAAAAAUGGGGAGUUUCGGUGGUGUGAAAUAGGGGAGGGAAGACAAUCAGGCCUUGGAGAGGACUGUUUAAUUCCUCAGUCUUAUAUGUGUUUUAUCACGCUCUUUUCUCUCCACUGCCGUGACUUUUCAGAGUGGCAAAUAUAGGCCGUGUCGAGCCUGCUCCUGUUCUCAGUGAAGUCAGUGGCAAAAUCCCAUUAACUUCAAUGAGCACAGGACUGCAUCCAAAACUGUAAAUAUGAAAGUGUUUGUAUAGCUGACGCAAUUCAAAAGGGGAUCUUUUUUUGU